AUGCCAGUUUUUCAGGUUCCAGUUAAGGAUCAUAUUCUAAAACUCCAUCAGGGAAUAAGGUACUUGAGUACCCUUCUCAAGCAAGAGGAGAAACUAGAUGAUGAAAUGAAGGAUCUUCUUGGACUUGCAGUCCGUGAUGCAGGAAUUCUGAUCUUCUCCCUUUCUGUCAAUGAAAUCAAAGAAAGCUUGCCCAGGGAAACAUAUCUUAGGCUGUUUCAUUUGCACAAGGUUCUCAAGUAUAUGAUGGCAGAUCUUGCACACAAUUAUCUGGUAACAUCACCAUAUUCAUCAUUUAAUUAUCGUAGAUCCAAUGAGUUGGGCUGUAUGGAUUUUUUCCUAGAAGAUCUCCAGGAACUAGCAAGUGUGAUGAGGCUGAUGAUUCAAAUGUUGUCCGAUUGGAUAGAAUCCAACUGGUCCACAAAGAUCUCAUUGAAGCCCUGGAGAUCCAUAAUGGUCAAACCCAGAGAGUUAACAAGAAUUCCAUUCUCAUACCGUCACAAACUUGCUGUCGCCGUACACAAUGAGGAUCUCGUGGGUCUUGAUGACAAGGUGAAAACUAUCAUUGAUCGACUUACGAGAGGAUUAAAGCAGUUGGAUGUUGUUCCCAUUGUGGCAAGCACAGUUUUUGUUCAACUUUUGUGCAGUAUUCAUUCUAAGAGUCCAAACGAAUAUCUUAAGAUGGAUGAAAAUGAUUUGGUUCAGAAGCUAAAGCAAGUUUUGCUGAGAACUAGGUAUCUCCUCAUUUUGGAUGACUUGUGGGAUGUUGAGGCAUGGAAUUUGUUGGAAAACUCAUUGCCGAAUGACGUCAAUGGAAGCAGGAUUCUUUUCACCAGCAGAUUCCAGGAUUUGUCUUUGCAAUUUAAACCUGGUAGCAAGCCUUACCAUCUCUGCCAACUUACUGAUGAAGAGAGUUGGGUAUUGCUACAAAAAAAGCUAUUUGACAAAGAAGGUUGUCCUCCAAAACUAAGUGAAGUUGGAUAUCAAAUAGCAAAAUUUUGUAGGGGCUUACCCCUCACAGUUGUCCUUGUUGCUGGAAUUCUUGCUACCAUUGCACAAGAUAGCUGGGAAGAAGUUGCAAAAAGUCUAAGUUCUAUUGUCCUUCACGAUGAAUAUUGCAUGAAGACACUUGAGUUGAGUUAUAGUCAUUUACCAGAUUAUUUGAAGUCAUGCCUUCUAUACUUUGCUGCAUUUCAAGAAGAUGAGGUUAUUGAUGUCCGAAGGUUGUUAUGGCUUUGGAUCUCUGAAGGAUUCGUGCAACAGACUGAAGGAAAGAGCUUAGAGGAAGCGGCUUACAACUACUUGAUGGGUUUAAUUAAUAGAAGUUUAGUUGUGGCUAACAAAAAAGGAGCCAUGAAUGGUGCCAAAACCUGCCAACUUCAUGAUUUGGUACACGAGUUUUGUGUGAAAAAAGCCAAAGAAGAAUGUUUUCUACAUAUUAUUCAUAGUUGGAAAGACCCUUUUGGUCUUACUGGACCAAGCAACCCCCACCGAGUUUGUGUUCAUGAUACCAGGAAAUUGAAGAUUUGGGAGUUAAUGCUACUUUUUCCCAAUUUACGCUGUUUGCUUUUGCCUGAAAAUGAUAUUCUUUUACCUCAAGAGGAGGAUUGGGGGAUUUUGUUACCUAAACUUCUUAGAGUGUUGGAUUUGGGGGGUUUGAUCAUUGGAAAAUCAUUUCCGAUGGAAGUAGUAUUACUUGUUCACUUGAGAUACCUGGUGCUCAGUGGAAUACGAUCCAUCCCAUCUGCAAUAGACAACCUCUCAAGUAUCCCAGAUUUAGAUCAUUUAGAAACUUUAAGCCUUGCAAUUGAUCCCUCCGCCCAAUGCUUGCAAAGGAUACUGAAAAAGUUACCAAGCAUCCGUUGGCUAAAAUGUUGGAGAUCAUCUGGUUUACAAGCAUGUGCCAGAAAUAGGGACAAGAUUCUUGUGUUUAACUGCUUGAAACUAGAAUCACUUCAUUUGGAGAAUUUUCGAAACUAUCGAUUUGAAUUUCCGUUGAAUUUGAAGAAGUUGGUUCUCGAAGGGAAUAGACAGCCAUGGAGUGAAAUUUCAACAAUUGGAAAGUUGCCUCAUCUUGAAGUGCUUAAAUUACUCGAUUACUCCUUUAUUGGGGAAGAAUGGGAAAUGAAAGAAGGGGAGUUCCCUAGCCUCCGAGUCUUGAAAUUGUCAGACUUGGACAUUCGCAGAUGGACCGCAUCUUCUGGUAAUUUUUCUCAUCUUGAGAAAUUGGUUGUGGACAAUUGUGAUGAGCUGGAAGAGGUCCCUUCUUGUUUAGGGGAAUGUCCGACUCUUGAAACGAUUGAGGUGACAGAUUGUCCUGAGUCUGUUGUAAACUCUGUAAACCAAAUUCGGCAAGAGCAGCUGAUAUGGGAAAUGCGAUUCUAA
This is a messenger RNA of Coffea arabica (coffee), 2382 nucleotides long. NCBI's taxonomy places the organism in Eukaryota, Viridiplantae, Streptophyta, Magnoliopsida, Gentianales, Rubiaceae. The record is from RefSeq and is a predicted model, not a curated record.